AAUAUGAAAAACUCCGUCCGUCAUAAUGGCGGAUAGUAACAUCAUUUAGUAUAUUCUCGACAAAAAUUACUUAUGGAAUUUGCUUUAUUCUAAAUCAUAUAAUCUAAAAUAAGAAUUAUACUAAAGAUGUGAUGUUAUUAUUUUCUAAAUAUAAAAGGAAACGAUAUUACUUUCCAAAGAAUAAUAUAUAUCCCUGAAAGUUUGUUUCCGGCAUAAGACAAAAAUUGCUAUCCGUAAAAAGAAAGUUUUUCACUAAUGGCUUCUUCGUCUGCUGUUGGAAGAAGGAGGGGCAUGGUUAAUCAGUUAAGUACUGAAGAUCAAGCAUUAAAUGAAAUUGCUCGAGAGGCUGAAGCUCGUCUUGCUGCAAAACGUGCUGCAAGAGCAGAAGCAAGAAGUAUCAGAAUGAACGAGCUUGAAAAGAUGCAGAAAGAGGCUGAUCAUCAUAUGGAUAAAGAGUAUGAAAAAGAUUUUGAAGAUUCUCCUAAAAAACGGGUUGUCUCUCGUCUUACAUCUGGGAGUAAAAAAAAUGACAUUAUUGAAAGUCAGUUUGGUUUGGAUACACAAGCUACACAGUUUAAGGAGUUGUAUAAAGAAGCAGAAGAAAAAUAUAGGAAAGCUAUGGUCAGCAUAGCUCAAUUAGAUAAUGAAAAACAAGCACUUCUAUAUCAAGUUGAUUGUCUUAAAGACAAUGUUGAAGAUUUUGAAGAGGCAUUAGAAAAUAUUACAGAUGAACUUUCGCAUAAAAUAAAAGAUUACAACAAACUUUAUAAAGAGCAUGCAGAUCUUCAAAAACAGUUUUCAAAACUUUCUGAUUUACUUAAAGACAGAGAAAGAAUUUUAGAUGAACAUGGAAUUAAUAUAGAUGGCACAUUAAAAGAAGAAACACUUGAUAAAACAGACCAAGUUAAUGAAUCUUCUAAACUCGGAUCAAAUCACAUAGAAAACACAGAUGAGCUUCAUUCUGAAAUUGAAAGGUUACAGAGGGAGGUUAAACUUCUUAAGCUUGAGCAAGAUAAAUGUUAUGUUGUUAAUACCACUCAAAAAGAAGCUGAUACUAUAAGACUGGAACGAACAGAGCUAGAGCGAUCUUUUGUGGAUGUUUCUGAUGAAGCAAGUGCCAUUCAGGAAGAGCGUCGCCAUGCUGGAAUUUUUAUCAACAAUAAUGAAAAAUGUGACGAAUUUGAAGUUAUUGACACUGGAUCUCAGCAAGGCGGCUUACAUCAUUUUGAAGACAAAUCAUUUGAACUCUCAGUUCAAUCAUUAAUGUUAUCUGAGGAUACCGAAAUUGCCAGUGAAUAUGAAUCUGAUCUUCCUCUAGAAUUAAGUGUUGAGAAGAAUAACAAUAAGCAUGACUAUGAAAUAAUUGUCAAUGAAAUUUACAACACACCAAACAAACUUAAUUUACUUGAUAUUGAUCACAUGAUUGAAAAUGAAAGAUCUCCCACUCCUGAUGUUAAAAGUAAUAUUGUUGUUGAUAAAUACUUAUAUUUUGAAGAUAAUGAGCUUAAAAAUGAAGAGCCUAAGUUAAACAUUGACCAAUAUUUUUCAACCGUUGAUCAAUGCAAUUCAAUAAUUGCAGAUAAUGAAGCUAAUAUUAUAGACAGAGUUGUUGAAGAAGAAUCCUACGAUACAAUUGAAAAUAAAGAUUUUAAUCUUAAUCAUGUUGUAGAAGCUCGACAAAGUCCUUAUGUGGAAUUAGAAAAUGAAGCUCUGCGAUAUGCUGAGCUUCCUUUUAAUGAUGCAACAAGCAAUGAUCAAAAUGCUGAUAAUACUGAAACUCUAACUAAUUCAGAGUUGUUUACUAAUAAUGAUAAUUUAGAGUUAAUAAAUAAUUUAGAAAACCACUUUAAUUUGACUCCUAGUGAACUGGAUACUAACCUGAAUAAUUUAAACUCUUUAAAUAGUAUCCCUAACAAAGAUUAUGAUAGUAAUGUAGAUGUUUUGCCAGAUAAUGCUAAUGUACUUGAUAAAUUUGAUAUGUCAAACAAAGAUUGCAAAAUACAAGAUCCAUUUGAUGCCAUUGAAACAGAAGUUAAUAAAACUUUAUAUCAAGUAACUUUGGAUGUUCAUAAGCUUGACGAUAUUUUACCUAAUGAAAAUAAUGAAUCUAUUUUAGUUACCAAGCAAGAUAUUAUAGAAGGUGAAAAGCCUUUUUGUUAUAAUGAAGAAGUUUCUAAUGAGAAAAAUACUUUUAUUAGUCAAGAAGUUAUUGAUCUUUACGAAACAUCUGCUGGUGAUGCUAGUUGCCAACCUAAAGCAGAUCACAAUAUGCUAAGUAAUAUAGAAGCAGGAAGUUCUAAUGAUGUUACUCAGACAAUUUGUGAAGAAAAUAUAGGUGAUGAAAUGAAACGAAAAGGAUGCAUAGUGCGUGUUGAAAGUUUUUCACAAGCUACUCCUCAAUCUGCUGAGUUAAAAGAAGUUAAAGAAGUUUUUGAUUUUAAAAAUGAACAAAUAAACCUUGCUCACAAUUCUAAGGAUAAAAAAUCAAAGAAAAAGAAAAAUAAAUCUAAAAGUAAUGAAAGUAAACUUGAAAAUCAUAAUCCUGAGUGCCCAGCAACUCUAGGACUAUUUGUCCCUGAAAUUUCUUUACUUGGCUAUUCAGACUCUCGUAUAGAUCAGCAUCGUCAUUCUGACAUUCCACAACAGUUUCUAGAAGUGUCACAUGGACUUGGCAGUGUUUCUGAUGUUUCAGAUACAGAAGAAAGUGAUAUACCUAAACGUUCUAGUACAAAAAAACAAAAUAAAAAAGACGCUUGUAAAAGUCAAUGAAAAAUAUUCUUUCAAAUAA
Hydra vulgaris (swiftwater hydra) is the source of this 2788-nucleotide messenger RNA. RefSeq lists its product as uncharacterized. Lineage: Eukaryota; Metazoa; Cnidaria; Hydrozoa; Anthoathecata; Hydridae. Gene Ontology annotation, biological process: regulation of DNA-templated transcription. The record is from RefSeq and is a predicted model, not a curated record.